This is a messenger RNA of Silurus meridionalis, 2630 nucleotides long. Its product is annotated as serine/threonine-protein kinase SIK2-like. Gene Ontology annotation, biological process: protein phosphorylation; microtubule cytoskeleton organization; intracellular signal transduction. Gene Ontology annotation, molecular function: protein serine/threonine kinase activity; tau-protein kinase activity; ATP binding. The coding region runs from base 257 to 2347 and encodes 696 amino acids. Gene Ontology annotation, cellular component: cytoplasm. The transcript is spliced from 12 exons. The record is from RefSeq and is a predicted model, not a curated record. NCBI's taxonomy places the organism in Eukaryota, Metazoa, Chordata, Actinopteri, Siluriformes, Siluridae.
GUGAGCCGGGACCUCUUAUAAGUGAAUCAGGACUGAACCGAGUCUACAGAGAGGAUUCAAGAGUGCAGCAGAACAGAAACAGAAGGAUGAGUGAUAAAAUAAAAUAAAGUACAAUAAAAUAAACAAAAUAUAAUGAUGUGAAUGAGUCAGAAACCAAAGGACUGAUUGCAGCAGUUCUGCCUCAGGACAAAGCAGAUGUGCAAGUUACAGAGGAGAGAUUUAAUGGUGUAUUGUCUACAAGUUAACUAUCCUAACCAUGGUGGUACUGUCGGAGGAUGUGCCAGACACAAUGAAUCAGGGUGGUAAACCUUUCCAGGUUGGCUUCUAUGAGAUCAUUCGUACGCUGGGGAAAGGAAACUUUGCUGUGGUGAAGCUGGCGAGACACAAAGUCACAAAAACACAGGUCGCCAUUAAAAUCAUAGAUAAAACCCGUUUGGAUGCAUCAGACUUGGAAAAACUCAACAGAGAAGUUAAAAUCAUGAAGCUUCUGAACCAUCCACACAUCAUUAGACUCUACCAGGUUAUGGAAUCCAAGAAUAUGUUGUACAUAGUAACGGAGUAUGCCAAUAACGGGGAAUUGUUUGAUUAUCUUGCAUGCAAUGGUCAUUUGAGUGAGGAAGAAGCUCGCAAGAAAUUCUGCCAAAUCCUAUCUGCUGUAGAGUAUUGCCACAAAUGCCGCAUUGUUCAUAGAGACCUGAAAGCUGAAAAUUUACUGCUGGACAGCAACAUGGACAUUAAACUGGCAGACUUUGGUUUUGGAAAUUUCUUUGUACCUGGGAAGCCUCUGAAUACCUGGUGUGGAAGUCCUCCUUAUGCAGCACCGGAGAUCUUCAAGGGAAAGGAAUACGAGGGGCCACAGUUAGACAUCUGGAGUUUAGGUGUGGUUCUCUAUGUGCUGGUAUGUGGAUCUCUGCCGUUUGAUGCUGCCUCACUUCCUGCCCUGAAACAGCGUGUCAUAGAAGGGCAUUUUAGGAUUCCUUAUUUCAUGUCACAGGAGUGUGAGAACCUGAUACGGAGGAUGCUAGUGGUGGAUCCAGUCAAACGUAUAAGUAUGGCGCAGAUCAAGCAGCACUGUUGGUUGAAAGCUGUCCCAAUAUCAGUGUGCCAGGCUUUUUUAAACCCUCCUGAGCCUGAGAAGCACUGCAAGGCAAAAAGUUACAACAAGCAAGUGCUCAGUUUCAUGCAGACGCUGGGUAUUGACAAACAGCGGACCAUUGAAUCUUUGCAGAAUGACAGCUACAACCAUUUCUCUGCCAUUUAUUGGCUCUUGCUGGAAAGACUGGUGAAUGAACAAGAGCAAAUCCCAAGAAUUCCAGCACCUUGUUUCACCCCACCAGUUUUUGGAAAUCAGUUAGAUGCAAGUCCAUCCAGAUUACAGUUCAGAAACUCUCCCUCUUCCAGCAAUUUACUAGAUGAUGGAUUAAGCAGAGUGGUACAAAUGAAAAAUAUGGAUGAUGAAGAGAAUCACUUCCCUGUUGAUUAUACAACUGUAAAUAGAAGCAUGAUACAGAGGCACACUGACACCCAGGUGUCAUCUUUUAAAAGCUGGUAUCACCCACCAGAUAUUGUAGUGGAUCUAGUAGACAGUUCCACUGCAGACAGCUCUUCCACCUCUUCCUUCACUGCCUCCCGAAUCUCUUUCACUUCCUCUGCUCUUUUAAACUCACAAGUGAACCAUAUUCAGGGUCAAUAUCCAGUUUCAAUGAACUCACAACAAAACCUUCUCACUUCAUCCAUCGUGAAGUUCCAGACAAGUCUGCAAGUUCCUAAUUUCCAGGAGGGCAGAAGAGCCUCAGACACCUCACUGCCCCAAGGUCUAUGGGCUUUUCAUGAGCAUCUGAAUGUUCACAAGAAUGUUAACACUACAGGCCAUUUGGGUUUGAACAAUGUUCCCGUUCAGCACACAUGUCUCCCAAUACUCAACUGUGAACAUACUGAUAAACCUCCAACACCAUCAUGGGAGCAUAACCAUGGCCAGACUGAGAAGCUUCUGCACUGUCAGUGGACAUCUAAUAUUCCUUUUCAUCAUCUUCAUCUGCCACAAAAGCCUUCUCCUCCUUCUCCUACAGCAACUAUCCAGAAUCACUACAUCUGUCCAGCACUACACUUUGAGAGUCACUUAAAUUUAUCUUCUUCAGAUAAAUUUCACAAAUUCCAUGACAACAUUUCAUCCCUCCAUCACACACACCAGAGUCUGUUCUGUCCUCUACCAGAUCCACCAUCUCACUCUUCAUGUCUGUCAGACACAAAUAUGAACUUCACUUCUAGCUGUUCUUUCUCAAACAUGUUGGAUUCCACUACACUGCUUCUGGAGGCACAGCUGCAGAUAAAACCAAGCUCAUGCUGAUGUUCAUUAUUAGUACUGGAGAUCCCACUGUACCUGGACACCUCUAUGAUUAUUUAGUAAUGUAGCAACAAAUACUAUAGAAGCUGUUCCAUUUAAAGUAGAAAUGACAAAUCUAUUAUUUUGACUUAAACAAAACAAAGUGGUUUUUAAUUCAUCCUCUGAAUUAUGUAAAUGUAAAGUCUCUAAAAAAAAAACCAAAGGACUAUGCAUUAUGUUGUAUAAGGUCACAUUUGUAAAUAGCCAUAUGUUUUGAAAUACCAUUAAAAAUGUUACUGAAGACAUA